Acanthocheilonema viteae is the source of this 1491-nucleotide messenger RNA. The record is from the annotation of a GenBank genome assembly. Lineage: Eukaryota; Metazoa; Nematoda; Chromadorea; Rhabditida; Onchocercidae.
AUGGCAUCAGUAAAGCAGUUUAUUGAUUCGCUAGGAGAACAAGUGGACGAGCUUCCCGACAUUGAAUUAGCUGAUCUUGCUGAAGAUUCAAAAGCUCUGUGGACACGGAACAAGACAGCAGAAAACGGCAAAGCAGAUCCGAUCGAAUUUUUGAAGCGACGAAUAAUUGUAACUCAGGAAUUAGAAGGUGAUCGUUACGAAGGUCAAAGAGUAUCAUCAAAAAACGUUUUUACUGGUGAUGAUGUGUCAGAUAUAGCACAUGUAAGGCUUAAUACAAGCAGCGGUUACAAUGAAGAUCUAGUGUUAUCACCUUGGUUAUUUAUUAGAAAAUAUUUAUUUUUUGUAAAUGAUUUUUAUACAAAAGAUCUGGAAAACGAGGAAGACAGCAAUAGUAUUGAUGGUGAUAAUGUUGCCGAUAGUUCAGAUCAGGAAUCGUGUUCUGCUAACACUAGUGUUGAAAGCGAAGAGAGGAAAGAUUCUGAGCAAUUUCAAUCGAAAAGAGAUGAUGAUGCUACUAAAGGUGUAACAGCAAUUUCAAGUGAUACGCAGCGUGAGAAAGCUGAAAGUGUCCGGAAGCAAUUCGUGAUUUGGGACCGAUUGAUGCAACUGCAUAUCUUUUCACAUGCAGCAUUGAGAACAUUCAAUCAGCUUCCAAGAGAGCAACUUGCCAAGAAGUUGCAACAAUUAGCAGAUAGUGACACCAGAAAAAAUUGCAGAAUUAAAGUCGAAGAUUCAGAAGAUGAAGAAAUUGAAAGUUCGAUCGAUGAGGAAGACGGCGAUGCAAUAGAAUCCGAUGUUAAAGAUAGUGGAGGAGAAUCUGAUGUGUGCUCGUCGUAUGAAAGCAUUACAAAUGGCAACGAAGUUGUGAAGCGGCAGAUCUUAGGCAGGAGAAAAAAGCUAAUGCCGAAAGAAUUACUCAAAGAAUACGAGAAACGCCAUAAUCGAUUUGCAGCAUUUCGAUCAUCUACAUUGUCGAAAUGGGACGAUAGGACAACAUUGAGUACUAUUGAUAUAAUGAAAAACAAGAAAAGAGAUUUCAGUGGUUUUGAAUCUCUUGUACUGAAGCAGAUUGAACAGAUAAUGAGUGAAAAACACCGAUUAUUACGUAGAACUCAAGUGAAGCGACAUGAUGUCGAUAGAAUUGGAGCCGAUGAAAACAAUAAUUACGAUGCAGAAAUAUUUGACGACGAUGAUUUUUACCAACGGCUGUUGAAGGAACUUAUUGAAAGAAAGUCAGCUAAUGUGAUUGAUCCUGUGGAAAUGAGCAGACAAUGGUUAGAAAUACAGAAAUUGCGACAGAAGCGGUCGAAAAGAAAAAAAGUAGAUACGAAAGCAUCAAAGGGUCGUAAGAUACGAUAUGUCGUGAUUCCAAAAUUGGUAAAUUUCUUCCCAUCAAUGGCUGAGAAGGCAACAUGGAGUCAUGAAAAAAGAAAUCAGUUAUUUAAAACUGCUGACACUGGACUUUCAGUAUUGACGAAUGUUUUAUCAUAA